Messenger RNA from Micromonas commoda, 468 nucleotides. RefSeq lists its product with no specific name. Lineage: Eukaryota; Viridiplantae; Chlorophyta; Mamiellophyceae; Mamiellales; Mamiellaceae. The transcript has a single exon. Bases 1 to 468 code for a protein of 155 amino acids. The record is from RefSeq and is a predicted model, not a curated record.
AUGUCCGCCGUCGCAUUCGGCGCCAACCGCGUUGCCCUCAAGUCGGGCGUCAGGGCCCGUCCCGCCGCGCGCCGUACCGCCGUCGCCGUCCACGCCGCGCAUGAUUCCAAGGGGGAUAAGAUCCGGGCGCGCCUCGCGUCCGCAUCCUUGGCGGCCGCGCUCGUGCUCGCACCCGUCGCCGUCGCGCCGAUGCCCGCUUUCGCCGAGGGAUGCCAGUCCUCGUGCGAGGCCGAGUGUCUGAAGAUCGCCCCGGGGUCCAAGGACUACUGCGCCAGCGCGUGCUCCGACGAGUGCUCGGCCAUGAAGGAGGAGGGCAAGAGCGACGAGGAGAUGACGCAGACCACCGGGGCGUUCGGGUCGGUGAGGGAGAAGGGAGACUUCGAGAACCUUCUGGAUAAGAUGCUGGACAGCCAGAAGGUGUUCUUUGUCGGCCCGAGCAGCGCGAUGAAGGCGCAGGCGGGCAAGUGA